This is a messenger RNA of Saccharomyces eubayanus, 816 nucleotides long. It is a transcript of the gene PEX2, whose product is annotated as ubiquitin-protein ligase peroxin 2. Gene Ontology annotation, biological process: protein import into peroxisome matrix. Gene Ontology annotation, molecular function: zinc ion binding. The transcript has a single exon. Lineage: Eukaryota; Fungi; Ascomycota; Saccharomycetes; Saccharomycetales; Saccharomycetaceae. The record is from RefSeq and is a predicted model, not a curated record. Bases 1 to 816 code for a protein of 271 amino acids. Gene Ontology annotation, cellular component: peroxisomal membrane.
AUGUCUCGGGUUGCGCAGCUGGACGCGAUAGCGCUUGAUAGCGAGUUGUAUGGGCAGUUCUGGUCCGAGUUCAACGCGGCCGUCAACACGGACGGGCAUAAGGAGGAGUGGGAGUUGGUGAUGAAUUCACUGGUGUUUGUGUGUGCGACAAGGUUCUUGUCGCAGCACGGUUCCAGCCACACGUACGGGUCUGCGCUGAGCGGUGUAGCUUUCCGAUGCAGGAAACGCACCUUGUAUGUGGUGACCGUGCUGGCUGGGUACGUGUGGAGGAAGAUCACCCACUUUGUGUUCAAUGGUUCUCGUGGUAGGAGCCAGAUGGCGUGGCUGAAGCUGUACAAGUGGCUCAACGUGGCCUAUCAUGGUUGCGAUGUGACUAAUUUCGUGCGGUUUCUGGCGGCGGACGGUGCCGGGGCCAGGUCGUUCUUGUCGCCCGUGUAUAGAGUGUUCAAUGUGUACUCGACGAGACUGGUUCGUGGCGGCUCUGCAUCCGCCUCCGAUUUCUACUCGGGCUCUGUGUUUGCUGGAUUGGAAUACCAGAACAGACAGCUGCUGUGGAACGCACUUCUGGAGCUAUUUUCAAAAACACUGCUUACGAAGAGGGGUCUCCUGCCCUUUGCUAAGAGACCGCAGAGGGUGCGGUCGGGCACUGCAUCCCAGACGGUGUGCCCCCAUUGCGAGCGUUUCCCGACCAAUCCAUACCAGAUUGCUUGCUGCCGGGCGAACUACUGCUAUGUGUGCGUCGUGAAGGCGCUGGAAUGGUCUUUGUGCGAUGCGUGUGGUGCUUCCAAGGCACUGACUGCUGCGCCAGUGUAUUGA